Acaulospora colombiana is the source of this 378-nucleotide messenger RNA. The record is from the annotation of a GenBank genome assembly. Lineage: Eukaryota; Fungi; Glomeromycota; Glomeromycetes; Diversisporales; Acaulosporaceae.
AUGUCGUCAUCACUUUCGAGAUUGUUAUCUCGCGCAUUUGGGUUUCAAUCCUCUAUCUCUUUCACCAACCCUUUGUUAAUUCCCGCCGUUACCUCUUCGAGACGCGCUUACACGAACAGCGGCAGUGAUCCAAUAAUAAUAGAACAGCUGACUGAAGGCGAAAAAUAUCUUUAUGAAAAAUUGUCCAAGAAUUUGAAUCCUACUAGAUUACGUGUUGAAGAUAUCUCGGGUGGUUGCGGGUCGAUGUACUCAAUAGAGAUUUCUUCGGAACGGUUCAAAGGACUGCCAAUGAUAAACCAACACAGAAUGGUCAAUGAGUUGCUGCAUGAAGAAAUCAAGAACAUGCACGGGAUACAGCUUAAAACAUCCGCAUCAUAA